Molecule: messenger RNA, 291 nt
Organism: Hydatigera taeniaeformis
Lineage: Eukaryota; Metazoa; Platyhelminthes; Cestoda; Cyclophyllidea; Taeniidae
Source: the annotation of a GenBank genome assembly
AUGGAGACCACUCUCAGAACGAUAGGGCGAUUUUGUCCCAAUUGUCAAAUCCACCUCAGCUUCGACAUUGACGGCAUCGAUCCCAAGUACGCUCCCAGCACAGGCACCCCAGUGCCCGGUGGUCUGUCUCUGGAGGAGGCCAAGUACAUUUGCAAGACACUUGGUCAAACAGGUCGGCUAAAGUCUAUGGCGAUCACAGAAGUCAACGCAUCACUCGGCUCACCUGAAGAUGCAACCACCACAUUGCAUGCUACUCUUGAGAUCAUCAGAAGUGCUCUGCUUCUGGACUAA